Messenger RNA from Colletotrichum siamense, 588 nucleotides. RefSeq lists its product as uncharacterized. The record is from RefSeq and is a predicted model, not a curated record. Lineage: Eukaryota; Fungi; Ascomycota; Sordariomycetes; Glomerellales; Glomerellaceae. The transcript is spliced from 2 exons. Bases 1 to 588 code for a protein of 195 amino acids.
AUGAAGUACUCUUUCGCCAUCGCCGCCCUCGCCGCCCUCGUCGUGGCCCAGGAUGCCUCCAUCAUCCCCGAGUGCGCCCGUGACUGCUUGAGCAAGGCCACCGCCUCUGCCACCAGCUGCAAGGAGGGUGACUACGCUUGCACUUGCAAGCCCGACAACAAGGCUGCCAUCCAGAGUGCUGCCACCUCCUGUGUCAUCGCCGCCUGCGGUGUUGACGUUGCCGUCAGCGAGGUCAUCCCCGCUUCCGAGAAGCUUUGCGCUGCCGCUGGCUCCGGCUCUGCCAGCUCUGCUGUCUCCUCUGCCGCUUCUGCUGCCUCCUCCGCUGCAUCUGAGGCCUCUUCCGCUGCUCCCUCCGUGAGCAUCCCCACCUCCGCCAGCGGCUCUGUCUCCCUUCCCUACAACACCGUCACCGGCACCGAGCCCGCUGCCACCACCACCGUCGCCGCGACCACCACCAAGGCCGGCGGCAGCAACGCUACCACCACUGGUGCUGGCAGCGCUUCCACCACCCCCGUCCAGGCUGGUGCUGGUGCCCUCGCCCCCAUUGGCGGUCUGGCCAUGCUCGUCCUCGGUGCCCUCGCCAUCUAA